Messenger RNA from Ilex paraguariensis (yerba mate), 1170 nucleotides. NCBI's taxonomy places the organism in Eukaryota, Viridiplantae, Streptophyta, Magnoliopsida, Aquifoliales, Aquifoliaceae. The record is from the annotation of a GenBank genome assembly.
AUGAAGAGGAAGAAGAGCUAUAAUGAUCCUCCCUCUGGUCCCUCAUUGAAGAAGAAAUGUGAUCGCAAGUUUAAGUCCCUUGUUAGGAAGGUGAGUUUUGAAGUAACCCCAGAUUUAGUUUCAAAAAUAUUGGGAGUUCGCCGACCCUUCGCUCAUAACAAUACACUUACUUAUCCAUUCAAUAAUUCUAAGUACAUACCUAAGUUGGAGGAUGUUUAUACAGAAAUGGAGGGUAUACCUAACAAUUUUAGUGAGAGUGUUGCCGAUCCAUUAUUUUUUCAGCAACACCUGACUCUCAAAUAUAUGAUGUUAAACCUUAUAGUGGGGUAUAAUAUUCGUCCAAUCGGACAUAAUGCUGAUUUUGGACUUGAUCAAGUUCAUCUCUUGUAUGCCAUUGGAACGAGUAUGUGGAUAGAUAUACCUUGUUUAAUAAUUGAUGAAUUUAUUUCGGUACACAGUAGGAAGGAUAGGCGAAAAUGUCUCCCAUUUCUAAUUUUGAUUUCAAAGAUUAUAGAGGAUUGUGGAGUUGUAAUUCACUCAAGCGACGCUUAUUCCACUCCCAUGAAUCCAAUUUAUGGUGGGACAACAAAAAAGAGUUUGGGGAAAGGAAAGAAUAAGAAAACUCAGCCACAGCAGAGUUUGGGGAAAGGGAAGAAUAAGAAAACUCGGCCACAAGUUGAAAUUCAGAAUGACGUUGCACCUGAGGAUAAUAUUGCAGCCCAAGAAGUCCCAAAUUCUUCCACAGGUGGUCUUCCUCCAUUGGAUGAUCGAUUUUCUUUAUUUGGAGCUUUGCUGGCACGAAUGGGCAGAAAGAUGGAGGAAUUUGAAAAUACUCAAAAUGAAAUAAAAGAGUCUCUCAAGGUGAUUGAUAGUAGGUUGGAUAGAAUUGAUAAUAGGGAGGCAAAUGGUAUUGCUGAUUUCUUAGCUUCGUAUGUUGUUCAAACUGAGAUAUCUACUAAGUUUUCUGUCAAUAGAGUACUACCGGUAGCUAGAAGAAUGCUAUUACACCAGGACCAGUCAAGUUUGCCUAAGGCAAGGAUCAGGCAGAAUGUGAUUGCUGAGCAGAUGAAAAUUGGAAUGGAUUGGUAUGCUAGGAUGAAGAUGGCAGAAUGGAGUCGGUGCUUUGCUAUAGUUUGCUCUAUGUACUGGUGCAGUUUACUGAGUAGCUAA